Colletotrichum truncatum is the source of this 978-nucleotide messenger RNA. RefSeq names its product putative epoxide hydrolase. Gene Ontology annotation, cellular component: mitochondrion. The record is from RefSeq and is a predicted model, not a curated record. Lineage: Eukaryota; Fungi; Ascomycota; Sordariomycetes; Glomerellales; Glomerellaceae. Gene Ontology annotation, molecular function: monoacylglycerol lipase activity. Gene Ontology annotation, biological process: acylglycerol catabolic process.
AUGUUGUCUAUCCCUCCCAAAACCCUCCAAAUUUCCCCCACAGCCACGUACAAAUACUACUACUCCAAAGCCUCUAGACCAGGCCUUCCAACCGCACUAUUUCUUCACGGCUUCCCCUCUACAGCAAUCGACUUCUCCCCACAGCUUGAACACCUCACCUCCCGCGGUUAUGGAGUUCUUGCACUUGAUCUCCUCGGCUAUGGUGGUACUUCCAAGCCGGAUGACCACCGGGAGUACACCUGGCGUGCAAUGAGUGCGCACAUCGUUGCCGUCCUCGACGCAGAAGAUAUAAAGUCUAUCGUAGGCGUAGGCCAUGACCUUGGAUCCUGGUUUCUCAGCAGGCUGUACCAUUUUCACCCCUCUCGGUUCACGGGACUAGUGUUCCUCGACGUGGGAUACGCCGCCCCUGGCCAGAAAUUCGACGUGGAGAUGAUCAAUCGCAUGACGAAGCAGAUGACGGGGGAGGAAAGGUUUCGUUACUGGGAUCUCUUCACGGAUGACGAGGACGUGGCGCUGAUGGACCAGAAUGUUGAGAGCGUGGUGUCACUCAUGCAUGCAUCGCCAGAGGUCAUGGCUGCGAACCUUGGGCCACCGGGUAGGGCGCGGGAGUGGGUUGCUUCAGGGCGCAUCGCGCAGACGCAUUUCUUUGGUGGAGAGGGUAGCAGUUACUUCCGGGACAAGGUUGCUUUAUUCAGAGAGGGUGGAUGGACGGGGCCAACGAACUGGUAUAAAGCCCUAAGGGAGAACUUGUCGUGGGAUGAUGAGAAGGAUAUGCAAAAGGAGCUUGAAGUUCCCGUCUUGGUGGUCGGCUGCGGCAGAGACGAGAUGACGUUACCUGGAAUUCAGGACCAGAUGACGAAGCCAUGGGCGAGGGCUGGGUAUCAGUUUGAGGUGCUUGACACGGGACACUGGGUCAUGCUGGAGGACCCAGAAGGGACGAAUAGGCUGUUGGAAGAGUUUCUGGGGAAUACUGUCUGA